This is a messenger RNA of Anolis carolinensis (green anole), 1884 nucleotides long. RefSeq names its product peptidase, mitochondrial processing subunit alpha (gene pmpca). The record is from RefSeq and is a predicted model, not a curated record. Lineage: Eukaryota; Metazoa; Chordata; Lepidosauria; Squamata; Anolidae. Bases 85 to 1647 code for a protein of 520 amino acids. The transcript has 13 exons. Gene Ontology annotation, molecular function: metalloendopeptidase activity; metal ion binding. Gene Ontology annotation, cellular component: mitochondrion.
AGAACACUUACGGUUCAGCUCAGGAAAGGCAGGCGCUGAUUGGCUGCCGGAGCUCGCUCCCGCUGAUUGGCGGGCAGAUCCAAGAUGGCGGCGAACAUGGUGCGGCGGAGCGGAUGGGGCUCGGCGAAAAGGCUUGGGCUGGUGGCUUGCCGGAAAUACAGCGGCGGAGGCAUUGGCAGCUCCUACCCCAACAUCCCCUUGACGGCUCCUCUCCCUGGAUCGCCAAAGCCGGUCUUUGCCACGCUUGACAGCCAGGAAGGGUUUGAGACCAAAGUCACCACGUUGGAAAACGGGCUUCGGGUCGCGUCGCAAAACAAGUUUGGACAGUUCUGCACCGUCGGGAUCCUCAUCAAUUCGGGGUCGCGAUACGAAGCCAAGUACCUUGGUGGGAUUUCCCACUUUCUGGAAAAGCUGGCUUUUUCCUCUACGGCUCAAUUUGGCAGCAAGGAUGAGAUCCUCCUGACUUUGGAGAAACACGGCGGCAUCUGUGACUGUCAGGCUUCCAGGGACACCACCAUGUACGCGGUUUCGGCCGAAGCGCGAGGCCUGGACACGGUGGUCAGCCUGCUAGCCGACGUGGUGCUGCAGCCCAGGCUCUCAGAUGAGGAGAUCGAAAUGAGCCGCAUGGCGGUCCGCUUUGAGCUGGAGGACCUGAACAUGAGGCCCGACCCAGAGCCGCUGCUCACGGAGAUGAUCCAUGCGGCGGCUUACCGGGAAAACACGGUGGGCCUGAACCGGUUCUGCCUGCCGGAGAACAUUGAGCGCAUGGACCGGGAGGUCCUCCAUUCCUACCUGAGGAACUACUACACGCCCGACAGGAUGGUGCUGGCCGGGGUGGGCAUCGAGCACGAGCAGCUAGUGGAGUGCGCCCGGAAGCACCUGCUGGGCGUGGAGCCCGUUUGGGGAGGAGGAAAGGCACCCGACGUGGACCGCUCCGUGGCGCAAUACACAGGAGGCAUCCUCAAGCUCGAGAAGGACAUGUCGGACGUGAGUCUGGGUCCCACCCCGAUCCCGGAGUUGACCCACGUCAUGAUUGGGCUGGAAAGCUGUUCCUUCCUGGAGGAAGACUUCAUCCCCUUUGCGGUCCUGAACAUGAUGAUGGGCGGAGGGGGCUCCUUCUCGGCCGGGGGUCCCGGCAAAGGCAUGUUCACCCGGCUGUACCUCAAUGUGCUGAACCGGCAUCACUGGAUGUAUAACGCCACGUCGUACCAUCACAGCUACGAGGACACAGGCCUGCUUUGCAUCCAUUCGAGUGCAGAUCCCAGGCAGGUUAGAGAAAUGGUGGAAAUCAUCACCCGAGAAUUCAUUCUCAUGGCGGGAACCGUGGGAGAGGUCGAACUAGACCGAGCCAAGACCCAGCUGCAGUCCAUGCUGAUGAUGAACCUGGAGUCGCGGCCGGUGAUCUUCGAGGACGUCGGGAGGCAGGUCCUGGCCACCGGAGCAAGGAAACUGCCCCACGAGCUCUGCCUUCUCAUCGGCAAAGUGAAGGCAGAGGACGUGCGGCGGGUGGCCACGAAGAUGCUGCGUCAGAAGCCGGCUGUGGCCGCGCUGGGCGACCUCUCGGAGCUGCCGGCCUACGAACACAUCCAGGCCGCCCUGGCCAGCAAAGACGGGCGCCUGCCCAGGACCUACCGCCUUUUCCGUUAAAAAGACGGGACACGUUGCAUGGCUCUCCCGCUGAGGAGUUGGUUUCUUACUCUUUCCUUACUUCUUACUUGGAGCACUUGGAAAAGGAGACUCCAUGGACACGUGACGUGGCGCUCACCAAUCGGGAAAGUGUCAUAAAGGACAAGCCUCCGUUAUUAUCUGGACGAUCCUUUGGAUUUGUCUUAAAUGGCACGAACUUCAGUGAAAGAGGAUACAAAUAAAAUAAUUGAGGAGUCA